CAGAGGGAGGGAGAUGUGCGCGAGCACAUGGCACGCCUGGCGUCUGGCGCUCGCGUAACAUAUAUAGACAGACAAAUACUGGGUAUAGAAGUGCAAUUUCAUAUUGUAUAUCUGCGCGAUGUCGAGAGUAAACAUCCGAAUGUUUUUAAUGACAUGUGCCUCGCCAGACAUUGUUGUCUACCAAUAGCGAGGCGCAUCGCAAUUCGGGCACGAGCUAUUUAUUGCCAGCUCGGAGCAAAAACACGACGCAACCCGCCAGCAAGUAGACCAAGUGCACGAAUCGACGCAUACGGGUUAGUGGCUGGCGAUACCUCGUUCUGAUACACUUACUCGGAGACAGCCUUACGCUUCAAGCGUCUUCUGCUAGGCCUCCCGUAGUGCUUUUUUUUGCGAGUCUUCUGGCCAUUGAGUCAACAAGUUUCAAGCUUCGUGAUUUCGACGAGGACAUUUCUAAAGCUUCGUUUUUUCCUGCCCCGGUGCCGUUGUGAUCGAUCAAAUUAUUAAGAAUAAUCAUUUGGUGAGAAAUAAGUGCAUAGCAUUAUGACAUAACCUCUUGGGACGAAAUUAAAUUAGAAAGUUUAAGCCUGUAAGCAGAAAAGACAGUGACAUUUUUAAUAGUGCGCUGCAAGUGAAUCUCGUCGUUCUUAGUAAACUUGAAUCUCAAAAAAAUUGCGUGACAUGUUAAGAGUAGCAGCUAGAGUUUUAUGCCAAAGAAGCAGCCCUUCGACGUCCUUGUCAAGCUGCGCGCUGUCAGUUAUUCAUCGACGUUAUACCGAGAAUGACAACAAAACCGAUAAUUUGUCGAUUGCGAAUAGCAGUGACAGACGAAAAAAUACCGACAAUGUAUCGGAAGGCAGCAAAGUCAAGUCGCCGUCUCGCGUAACAGUGAUGAAGAAAUACUGGAUCUUCCGUUAUGUAGAUUAUGUGAAAAAUUACGAGCAGGUGAUGGAAAAAAAUUUCCCGACCACCAUGCACGUUUACAGAGUAUUUAGCGUUGGUACCAAAGUCUUUUAUCAGGAUCUCAAACGAUUUUUAAAAGUGAGCAAAAAGAUUCGCAAGCAAGGCAUCGAUACGCUUUCGACAGACGAAUUACAGCUUGCCUUUACAAUGCCCAAGGAUUUGAUUAGGAUAUCUCCUGUGCUUCUCAUUUCUGCUAUACCGUUUACCUUUUAUAUUAUUUUUCCACUAGCUUUGUACUUUCCACAUGUUGUACUGACCUCGCAUUAUUGGUCGAUUCAGGAUAAACUGAAUUUUAUGUUAAAAGAGCACAAGCAGCGACUGAAACACAACAAGCCUCUAUUCCGUUGUUUUCAAAGUCAAAUAAACAAAAUUAAAGAUCAAAAGUUGCAGGAAUCUGUUGGAAAUAUUGUUGCUUGUCUUGGAAGUGGAACUCAUCCAACAGUAGAAGAUAUACUUCAAUGCAAAUCAUUAUUUUCUGGACUUCCAUACUCGUUAAAACAUAUAAAAAGAAAGCAUGUUAAAGAAUUAUUAAAAGUUCAUGGUAUGAGCACAUACACUUUGAGAAAAAGGAAGAAACUUUUAGAAAGAGGAUUAUUAAUAAAAAGAAUGGAUGCAGCUAUUCAACGAGAAGGAGGACCUUCUAUGUUAUCAUAUGAUGCUAUUCGCUGGGCACUGUCUUUUCGAGGGUUAAAUCCGGUUAAUAUGUCAUUAGACAGUAUGCAAUCCUGGCUAGAUCAGUGGUUAUUAAUAUCGUCAAAAGUUGAUGCAGACAGUAUUUCAUUACUUUUACAUUGCCCAAUUUUACUUGCUUACAAUCAUGAGACCAAUUGGACUCUUUUAUAUCACAGUCAACAAAAGUAAUAGAUUUUUUUUUAAAUUAUCCUAUAGUUCAGUUUUCAUGAACAUAUGUACAAAAAUUCAUCAAGUCAUACCCUGUGGAAGCAUUGUGAUAAAAAAAUAACAGUGUAUAUAUUUGAAUAAAAAAUUGUU
This is a messenger RNA of Trichogramma pretiosum, 1950 nucleotides long. Its product is annotated as LETM1 domain-containing protein 1. The transcript has 3 exons. The record is from RefSeq and is a predicted model, not a curated record. The coding region runs from base 679 to 1821 and encodes 380 amino acids. Gene Ontology annotation, cellular component: mitochondrial inner membrane. Gene Ontology annotation, molecular function: ribosome binding. NCBI's taxonomy places the organism in Eukaryota, Metazoa, Arthropoda, Insecta, Hymenoptera, Trichogrammatidae. Gene Ontology annotation, biological process: intracellular monoatomic cation homeostasis.